AUGUCAGACGUUUCCGAAAUAUACAAGAGAUUACAAAUUUUUGAAAGGCCACAGUGUCUUCUUGAGACUGACAAAGAUGGAUUUUUAACAAUUGUAAAGGAAACCGCGGAGGAAAUGGAACAGAUAACGUCGCCCGUGAAUGUGGUUGCUAUAGCGGGUCUUUACAGAACUGGAAAGUCGUACCUUAUGAACCGUUUAGCAGGCGAAACAGCAGGUUUUGCACUUGGAAGUUCCAUCCAAUCGAAAACGAAAGGAAUAUGGGCAUGGUGUAGAGCACAUCCGACGCAGAGAGGCCAAGUUUUGCUGCUUUUAGAUACUGAGGGAUUAGGGGAUGCUGAAAAGGGCAGUCAAGAUCAUGACAACAGGAUCUUCAUCAUAGCUACAUUAUUAAGCAGUACGCUUGUUUACAAUAUGAUGACAGCAUUUAAUCAGGAUGCAAUCGAAAAGUUGACGUAUCCUUUCUGAGCAACUUA
Messenger RNA from Ruditapes philippinarum (Manila clam), 473 nucleotides. RefSeq names its product guanylate-binding protein 3-like. The transcript has 4 exons. The record is from RefSeq and is a predicted model, not a curated record. Lineage: Eukaryota; Metazoa; Mollusca; Bivalvia; Venerida; Veneridae. The coding region runs from base 1 to 465 and encodes 154 amino acids. Gene Ontology annotation, molecular function: GTP binding; GTPase activity.